Sardina pilchardus (European sardine) is the source of this 1013-nucleotide messenger RNA. RefSeq names its product LSM8 homolog, U6 small nuclear RNA associated (gene lsm8). Gene Ontology annotation, biological process: mRNA splicing, via spliceosome. The record is from RefSeq and is a predicted model, not a curated record. The transcript is spliced from 4 exons. Gene Ontology annotation, molecular function: RNA binding. NCBI's taxonomy places the organism in Eukaryota, Metazoa, Chordata, Actinopteri, Clupeiformes, Clupeidae. Gene Ontology annotation, cellular component: U4/U6 x U5 tri-snRNP complex; U6 snRNP; precatalytic spliceosome. The coding region runs from base 106 to 396 and encodes 96 amino acids.
UUCAGUCUGCGAAACGACGAUUCUUCGUUGAGUGAACGUCGCCAAAUGGUUCCCUGCUCAUUGAAACUGAACCCCGGGUGGAUUUAAACUUUCACAGGAUCAAUCAUGUCAACAGCCUUGGAAAGUUACAUUAACCGGACCGUGGCCAUCAUCACGUCGGACGGGAGAAUGAUAGUGGGCACGCUGAAGGGUUUCGAUCAGACCAUCAACCUGAUCUUGGAUGAGAGCCACGAGCGGGUGUUUAGUUCAUCUCAAGGAGUGGAGCAGGUGGUUCUUGGACUGUAUAUAGUCAGAGGAGACAAUGUUGCAGUGAUUGGAGAGAUUGAUGAAGAAACAGAUUCUGCCCUGGACCUUGGCAACAUCCGAGCUGAACCUCUCAACUCUGUAGUCCACUAAUGGAUUGCCUACUGCAUAACCACCCCACUCACCAGACACCACACACACACACACACACACACACACACUCAUAUGCAUGCACACACGCUAGGCCAACUCGCACUGCCUCAGCAACUGUAAACAAACCCUGCGGUCAGAUGGUAAGCAAGUUACGGUUCUGUAAAAGACCAGAGUCUCUCCCAACACUCUACACCCAGUAGCCUGAUUUAGAAUGUCGGGAAUUCUAGUUCGUUGGGUCAUUGCGAAGAGCCUUUUUUGUUUGUUUGUUUUUUUUUGUUUUAAAGGUGAAAUCCUUGAAAACCACGGACCACUCAUGGUUGAGGGAAAUCUCUGUACUCGAGAUCAGGGUGGGGUAUAUGGCUAAAUGAACCUCUUCAUAGAAAAGUCUCAUAGUUUCAUUCUCCUGACCAUAGGGCCUCUUGUCCCUAUUCUAGAACCCUUCUAUGGCCAGGUAGGGAUGCUAAGGAGAGCUGGGGCAGUGUGAUUGCAACCAAAACCCUGUCUUUUCUGUUGACAUGUGUAGGAUCAAAGGAUCUUCAUACAAAAUUGAUGUUUCUUUUCCUUUUUUUUUUUUUUUUUUUACUGAAAAUGGAAUAAAAAAUCUGUUUAAUAUUUAA